AUGAAGGCGGCCACCAGCAUCAUCCUCCUCACUACGGCUCUCACCGCCAGCGUCUCUGCCCUCGGCUGCUACGGCGGUGGGCAAGACAUCAGAGCAGAAGACUUAAUCUAUCACUCCGGCCGUGCCUGCAGGGGCUACGACGGCAAGCCGGGCGCCUUCCAAGGCACCUUCGGCCCGGGUGAAACCAAGUCGGUCUGUGUGGACAUUGGCGGCAACCGGGUCGACAUGCAAGUGCAUAACCAGAACGGCGGCGCAUCCUUCGAUAUCAGGGACGACGACUGUGCCAAAGAGCUGGCGAAUGUGGUCUACAGUUGCCAGUAUGACACCUCCAACUCCUGGGGCGGAGAGUUCCAAAACUCGGGAUGGUGGUUCAGAUUGGAUCCCAACAGCGGCAACUGCCCGCACUAG
Molecule: messenger RNA, 408 nt
Organism: Dissoconium aciculare CBS 342.82
Lineage: Eukaryota; Fungi; Ascomycota; Dothideomycetes; Mycosphaerellales; Dissoconiaceae
Exons: 2
Coding region: 1-408 (135 amino acids)
Source: RefSeq, a predicted model, not a curated record